UUAUGGUUGAACGAGAAAGUCCAGGGAUAAAAAUCUGGAGUUUGUUAUGUGCUACGUAAUGUCCUACUUUGAUUGAUCAUCAAUGACCAUUCCAAAACAAGCACAUGUCAACAAAAAUGUGUGUCUUGCUGAAAGAGCCACGCCAAAGUCGUACACGAAUGGAUUUCAAUGAAUUACUGCCACAUUUUCUAAUUCAUUGUUUAUAAAAUAGUACAAAUGUAGAAGUGACAGACAAGAAAAUGUAGAAGGAAAAAGUCAUUCAUUUUAUACUGGAAAGUUAAUUCUGAUGGAGAUAAUAUUAGUUGUGUUACAACCAAAACAAAACAUUGGUAACCAUGACUACCGGUCAAAAUUUUACAAUGUGUUGCUUCUUGAUCACAAAACAACUACGGGAGAUAAGAGUAAACCUACAAAGUACCUACCCACAUUUCCACUCACCAACAUGGGGGAGGAGCCUCGGGAUGAAGUACUGGGUAAUCUCUACAGACUGACUGGAGGGGAACAUGGAGGCAUUAAAGGAGAAAGAGCUUUACUUAUUCCAUGGAACAGCAGAGAUUUCCGUGCCUCCCUCUCCAGAUUCUACUUGUUUUGUGUUCCAGUCAAUUCAAGAGACAAGCUUAAUAAGGCAUUUGUAGAGAAGUCGCCUAAUAGUCCUGGUUUUUUCUCCCUCGACACAAUGGUGGAGACCCUCAACAAUGGCAUGACUAACUAUCCUCCACCUACACAAACAUUUAUCUCCCAGCUGGAAAGUUGGCUGAAGGAAAAACAUUCCAGACCUGGAACUCUAGACAUCCUUUUUCAAAAUAGAGCUGAUUAUCGAAUAAAAUUUAGCAUCAAUAACCCUGCAUUCCUUCCAAGUCGCCAUGAAGUAUCUCCAGAAGCUAACGGGAUUAUUAGUGACGAUGCCCCAGAUGACAUACGGUUGACUGCCAAUGAAGCCCUCGCUAAGGAACUAGCCAUCGAGAAAAGUGACAUUGUUGUAAUAAAUCCAAUUUUUGGUUCAGCAAUGCCAUAUAAAACAAAUGUAAAUAACUUUGUGAAGAACAUGUACUGGCCAUCAACACCCCCUGACUACGACCGUCGUCGGAGUAGUGAUACUAGCUCUAUUGAAGGUGUGGGAAUCGGGACAUUUCUCAGCAGUAUGGAUGACCAGUAUCAACUUCAUAAGUAUGCUUCUGAAGGCAACUGUGAUCUCAUGUUGGAGCUGAUCAACCGAGGGUUUCCUAUCAACGACACAGACAUCAAGUACCUCACUCCCUUACAUUAUGCAGCUGCACGUGGUCACAAGGAUGCGGUCGAGGUAUUACUGCGAGCAGGGGCAAAUCCAAACUCUAGAACAGACAACAAGGCUACGGCACUACACCUAGCCACAAUGUAUGGAAAUGUCCAUGUGGCAGAGAUCUUAUUACGUCACCCAGAUAUCAAUAUGGACUUUCAGGACAGGCAUGGUAAAACUGCCCUCAAUUACUGUGAAGAGACACAGUACUGGGCACAGAAACGCAUUGGGGAGCUUAUCAGGGCUGCUUCAAAAUCAAAUACUCAGGAGAUCGAGGUCAGCCUCACAGACAAAGUCGUAAAGAAGCUAAAACUAGUCAAUGGUACAAACACUACUGUGAAGCAACUAAACCUGCAACUCUUCAGGGAGUACAAUAUGUCUGAUGAGGUUUUCUCUGAAAUCUUCACGAUUUGGAUUUGUUCGAAAAGUUUAGAGCUUCAGCUGAGACAAGACCACUGUCCAAUAAUUGAGUUACAAGUGUGGAAUAGAAAUGUUAAGAUGUUGACUGAUGCCAAUCCUGGUAGUGAGGUCCCCGAAUUCAGAUGGCGAAGGAAUGCCAAGAUUGGACUCAAAGAGGAAAAAGGGGUGAAACAUCCACAAGCAGUACAUAUCUUGUUUCAUGAGGCAUACAACAACUACAUUCAGGCGCUUUACCCCUGUAAGGAUCAGGAUGUACUGACAUUCGCCUCCAUCCUCAUCUAUAAGGAACAGAAGGGAGAGUUUGACUCUGCUUCAGCAAAGAGUCAUGUCACUAAUAAAAACCUACAGAAGUUGGUACCAGGACCAAUGUUGAAGGUUAAAAGUAGCAACUGGGCAUCAAGAAUCCUGCACCAUUACAAAGACUUCUGUCCUCACCUCGCAGACACGCCUGAAGUACGUCAUGGUACACAAGAACAACGGGAUCAGGCACUGAUGCGACAGUUUUUAGACUACUGUAGACAUCUUACAGUUUACGGGUCAGCAUUUUUCAGAGGGAUGCUUCUGUCUAGUCAAGGAAAGGGAGGUCAAAACCAAUCUGCUUGUCAUAUUGGUGUUAAUGAUGUCGGCAUACACAUCAUCAACUCACAGACAGGGGUUAUGCUGCACAGCUUCAAGUAUUCAGAGAUCAAAUGGAAACAUGAGGAUGGAAACUCAUUAGAAAUUAUAGUGGUUAGAUUGGAAACAAACGUAGACAAAAAUCUCAGCCGUGAAGUGAAACUACGGACAAAGCAGGCAGGCUUGAUUCAUAACCUGAUGGAAAAACUUAAACAAAUGCAUGCAUUUAAAGACCGUUCUGUUAAUCUGGUAUAUAGUCGAAUGUCUACAGUGACAUAGAUCUGUCUGACCAGUGGAAUUAGGACCGUUCUGUUAAUCUGGUAUAUAGUUGAAUAUCUAUGUUGACAUAGAUCUGUGUGACCAAUGGAAUUAGGACCUUUCUGUUAAUCUGGUAUAAAGUUGAAUGUCUACAGUGACAUAGAUCUGUCUGACCAGUGGAAAUAGGACCUUUCUGUUAGUCUGGUGCAUAGUCGAAUGUCUACAGUGAGGUAGAUCUCUCUGACCAGUGGGACAUUCCAUAAGUAUAGGUUUAUUUCAGUGACAAACACCAUAAAACUUAGCUGUCAGAAAAGGGAUGGAAAAUCAAAGAAUGAUUUUCUGGUCUUACCCUGGACACUAAGUGUCAACAUAUUGACUAUUUUACUGGUGUAAGAUGUCUGACACAAGGAAUUACCCGGCAGACAGGAGGAUGAAGGUGGUUGGGGUGGUGAGAUGUCUCACACAAAAGAUUAGACACGGGGAUGUAGGUGGGUGGGGAGGUCAGAUAUCUCACAUAAGGGAUUAGAUGGGCGGAUGUAGAUGAGUGGGGUGGUGAGAUAUCUCACACAAGGGAUUAGACAGGAGGAUGAAGGUGGUUGGGGUGGUGAAAUGUCUCACACAAAGGAUUAGACGGGGGGAUGUA
Molecule: messenger RNA, 3212 nt
Organism: Ylistrum balloti
Lineage: Eukaryota; Metazoa; Mollusca; Bivalvia; Pectinida; Pectinidae
Product: krev interaction trapped protein 1-like
Exons: 17
Coding region: 287-2590 (767 amino acids)
Biological process (GO): regulation of establishment of cell polarity; negative regulation of angiogenesis; cell redox homeostasis
Cellular component (GO): cytoskeleton; plasma membrane
Molecular function (GO): protein binding
Source: RefSeq, a predicted model, not a curated record